AUGAUGGACUCGGAAGAGUUGCGCAAUCUGAUGACUCCACAUCUCUUCCUCAACUCGCUGAACCCUCCGGAUCCGGCCAACUUCGAGGCCAACCCGCUCAGUUUCCUUCCUCCAGCCAACCUCCUCAACUUCCCGUUCCUUUUCCAACAACUCAAUCAGCAGCUCACCUCUCCCCCCACCCCACCACAACAGCUGAACGCCCAGUCCAAUACAAAAUCCCCGGCAGAGUCCAAGUUCCACGGACGGCACUCAAUCUGGCGACAUUUCAAGGUUCAACGAGAGCUGAAUGUCUACAAAUGUGAGGUGGGAUUGUGCACAGCAACCUACACAUGGCCACCGUCGACGACCGUGGCGGGUCGACACUUGCGCGACAAACACCCUGAAGUCUACAAUCAGGUCCUGAAUGAGGAAACGGAACGGCGGAGUCGAAAAAGAGCGGCCGAAUGCUCGAAGGAAGAAUGCCAGUCGCCCCCAACCUCAACCCACUCCUCCUCAGACCUCAACCAAAGCUCGACCGACCUUCCCUCGCCUCAAGUCUUCAGUCCGGACUCGGUGAAGCGGCUAAAAUACGAUGAGGAUCUGCUGAGUCGGCUGAGUCAACAGUUCCUUCAUGAACAAGUUCAGGUGUUAAACCCCCUCGGAUUGGAUUAUGUGUUGUGUAAACAAGGUACGAAAAGGAUCAGUCUGAUCUGCGGAGUAAAAAAAUUCACAAAGAGUUUGCCGAUUUGGGAUUUUUCAUCAAAAUUUUCUAUAUCUUUCUCUGCCAACUGUACAGUGGGGGACCUGAUCCAGUGGCAAAAAACGUACCAUUUUGCAUCCGGGAAGUGUAAAGUUUUUGGAAGUACCAAAAAAUGUAGCAAAAUACCUCCCUCUCCAAGCGAAAAAACUCCGAUUUCAAAAGCGCGCCCGCACUUUUUGUGAGGGAGCCCUUCAAAACGAAGCUUUUUCACUUGGAGAGGGAGGCAUUUUGCUAAAAUUUUUGGUACUUCCCGGAUGCAAAAUGACACGUUUUUUGCCACUGGAUCAGGUCCCCCACUGUAGAUUACAGUUUUGAAAAAUGCAAAUUUCACCUGCCGAAUAAUCCGGCGUGGAACCUCCCUGGUUACAAUUAACUUACAACUAAUUAGUCUGCCGGAUGAAAUUCGGGGAUUCGAAUAUUAAAAAUAUCCAUUUUCGAUUAAUCAAAUUGCAAUUGCAAAUUAAUUUGAUAAUCCGCCUCUAAUCGGGGCCCCGGGUAAAUUUAGUUUCGUCUUACGCAAUUCAUAAAUAUAUUUAGAUUCAGGUUUUGUCGCGCAACCGGAUUCGGAAAUCUCUUGCGCACACCUUGGUGGGGCGAGGAAAGGGAAAGCCGCCUUUUGCCUUUGGGUUUCGACGCCCGAAAGACAACCUUGAAUCCCGGACGUGGCGAGGUUGGAAUUAACACCAUUUCAGGUGGUUAUCAGAGCGGAACUGAGCUAGCUUUAAUUCUAACCCUAUUCUGAUACAGUUAGUCACUCUUGAACUACUAAAGCUCAUUAGAUAUUACUGUAAUUCAUACCUAAAAUACGAUUUUUCCGAAGUGAUAUCUAGUGCGCCCAGUGCGAUAGAAAAAAAUGGCAAGGCCCGUCCGAGAGUUCGUUUAUUACCAAAAACGCUCUGGAUUUGGCUUCAUGGCCGAAAAUCGAUAUUCAAAUUCGAUUAGACCAUCCAUAAAUGGUAACGUCUCUAACCAAACUUGGGGAAAUCUUAUUCAUCAGCUCCCUCGUGAAUAAUUCGUUUUUCUUUCAGAAUCCGAAGAUGAGAAACGCGAGAAAGUCAUGUCUGGCGACUAUGAGUGGUCCGCAAAGAAGGUAAGCAUAACAGUUUUUGUUAUUAUUAUAGUUAUCAUCUCCUAGUAACAAGUGUAAUAUAAUUUUGAUGUUUUGAGGGGGAAACUUGUAAUAAUUAUAUGAAAACAAUGUCUAAAAUAACUAAUUAUAACUUCGUCUUACUGAUUCAAGACAAAACUUUGCAAAUUUUUUCGAAAAAUCAACAAUUUUUGCCCAAAAUUUGAAAGCUUGCAGCGAAAAUCAUUUCUUUGGCAUUUUGAUUCCAAGACUGAUGGACGCAAUUUCGGACCGAGGUUCCGUGAAGUCUCGGGUAGCUAAUGCAAGCAUGGUAUUCCGAAAUUUCUUGAAAGGAUCUCCCAAAAGAACCUUUUUGAGCGUCCGAUCCAACUCUCAGCGAUCGGUUCGGAUUGUCGAUGAAUCUGUAAGGUUUUUAGCGGGAAGCUUGUGUUUUUACGAUGUUUACCAUGUAGCGUGGGAAGUGCUGAGAAAGCUUUGUCUUGUUUUGCUUUGUUUACGGGUUUUAUUUAUAUUAUUCUUCAGCCGUCGCCGGAUCCCGGUCUUGCUUGUGAAUUGGACCGACUUCGAGAGCAGGACACAUCGCAGCGAAUGAAAAUUCAGAAACUGACCGAAAACCUGAACGAUUUCAAAGAGGAGAUCGAGAAUCUUCGAGCCAGAAACGAGGUUCUGGAGAAAAAAGGAUCAAAGUGAGUCUACUACAAUAUCCGUCCUAUUUUGCUUCCCGAACAGCCCUAGAUUAGCAUUUCAUCGUACCGAAUACCUCGUGCGGGGACCUCGGGAUCGGAUUUUGUAUCUAUUUGAAUGUUUUUUAUCACCGGGAGUAUUAAAUUUAUAUUAUCCAUGAGAUUAACCCGCUGUUUUCAGUGUUGACGAUGAAAUUGGCGUUUUUCAAGAGCGGAUCAACCGAUUGGAGGCUGAGAAGAGCAGAGUGGAGCAAGAACUCAAGGAAGUGAGCGCGAGUUUGAACAAAAAGUCGUCUGAACUACAUGUAAGGCAUCAUUUCACAUUAACCCUGUUUCGACUGCGAAGGAUAAGAUAAAUGGCUCGUUUUUGCAGGAAAUCAGAGAACAAAACUCCGAACUUCGAACCCAGAUGACCAGAACGAAGCGUGAGCUGAGUGAAAUCGCCGAGGAUCAAGGAAGAACGGCCUCAGAAUCGGAGUUAUCACUCUUAAAAAAAUCGAAACGAGAUUUGGAGCAGAAAGUCUCGGAAUUGGAGGAUGAGCUUGAUGAAAUGGUCAAUAAGAACGAUCUAUUGGAACAAAACGUCACUAGACUCAACUUGAAUAUGGAUAGAAUGAGGAGCGAUAAUGCCAGGGAGACGGAAACUAGAGAAGAAGAGCUCAGCGAACUCAGAGCCCAACAUCAACGAAGGGUAAGAUAAUAUUGACAAUAUUCAUGAGUCAAAAGACCCUCAUUAAAUUUUAAGACAAUAUUUAUGGCCCAUUUGUCCUUUUUUGCAAUAUCUCUUUGAUUUUUUCAACUUUAUUUUUUCGGUUAUAUUAUUCAUGACAAAAAUUUUAGGUCCGAACAUACGAAGAACAACUCGCCGACCUCACAGAAGCCAAUAAUAACUUGCAACGACAAAUGAAGCUCCUAGAACAGAGAAGUCGUCAGUUUGAGACGCAAUCUCAAUAUUCUUAUGAGACUGUUGGGUCAAACAACUACAAAAGAGAAUUCAAAAAGACGGCGGCGUUGUUGAAAGACACUCAGAAUUUGUUGGCCAUGGAGCGACAGAAGAGCGACAAGGCGCCGUUGAUCAGGAAGUUGAGGCUUCAGUUGGAAGAGGCGGAGGAAGCCAAGAUGUCCGCGGUCAGGUCCAAGUACUCGUUGGAAAAUGAGCUGGCCGAGCUGAAUUCUGAGGUAAGGAUGGAAAUUUUUUGACAGAUUAAGGUAUUCUAAUGUGUGACGAACUGUUUAGAAGAGAGUUUUUUCAAGUUCUAGACAAAAUAACAGGCCUUUAUUUAUUUUUCUAACUUGAUCUUAUUUCAGAUUGAAAACCUCCGGCAAGCGAAGAAAUCCCUCGAAGAUCGUGUCCGCGACCUCCUCUCGGACAAGGCUGCUGCUGUAUCGACCUCCAAAGACCUGGAAGAACAACUGAAUUCCGUCCUGAGAGAUUACCGAAACGCCGUUCUCCAAACCGAAAAUGAUUCGCGCCUCAUCAGCCAGAAGGCGCAGAUGAUCGCGGAAUUGGAAGCCAACAAACAAGACCUCACGCAACAGCUGGCCGAAGCCCAGAGUCAAGUCGCCUACCUCAAAACCCACUAUGUUGAAGCCCAUAAAGUCACUGUUCUCGAACGUUCUCUGGUCGAUUUGAAGUCGAGAAUUGAAUUCGAAAGAGCCGAGAAAGUAAAGUUUGAGGCAUCCUCGAACCGACUCCAAGAUGAAGUAGAUCGAUUGGAGGAUCAGUUGGGUGAAUUGCAGAGGACGUUGAUCAAACAACAGGAUAUGGCUGUGAAGCAUAAAAGGGAACUGUCAAAUGAAGCCGAAGCCAACAGAGAAUUGAGGAAGAGAGAGGAGGAAGUGGCCAGCAAGUACAAGAAAGCUGUAAGUUAUAGUUCGGAAAUUAUUUUUGAGGAAAAUAAGAAAAAAAUUGGACGUUGUAGUAGACGGUUGUCUAGUGCAAUAUAAUUUUUUCUGAUUUAUCUCGAAAUUUCAGUUUCAUAUGACUGAUAAAGGACUCUAAACUAAUUUUCAAUAUUUUUAGCGCGAUGAAAUUGAUCAAAUCCAGUCAGAACACGCCCAGACCACCUCAGACCUGGCGUUGGCUCUUCGAAGAAUUGACGCCCUGCAAGCUGCUCUCAAUGCCAACUCCGAUGUGGAUGAUGACGAUGAGAGGGACGACCUCACAGACGAUGAGACCGAAGCAGAUGUUCAAUCUGACGCCCUGGAGCUCAACGAUUCGGACGUGAAAAAAUCGGAGGAAUCGUCCGAAAACGGAAAAGUAGAACACACCCAGCCUAUCACUGCUUGA
Molecule: messenger RNA, 4799 nt
Organism: Bursaphelenchus xylophilus (pine wood nematode)
Lineage: Eukaryota; Metazoa; Nematoda; Chromadorea; Rhabditida; Aphelenchoididae
Source: the annotation of a GenBank genome assembly